CCCUAUUACUACUUAAACUAAGAAACAUGAAAGUAGGAUGGUGUUGAAACUAACCAAUAAGAACCUUUUGUACUUUUCUUUCUUGCGCUAAGUGUUUGGAAGCUUGUUACAAGAAAAUAAAACUCUCUUUCAUCUCAUGGAUGAUCACCUUACCCUAGGAAUCGAAACAAGCAUGGAACUUCUAGAAAACAACAUCAAUCCUUCCCUUGGAAGUUUCAUUUCAUCCAAUAUUAGUGUUCAUGGGAUUACGCCUAUGUCUGCCGACAAUUUCUCAGAUCAUCAUCAUCAAAGUAAUGAGCGUAGUCUUCCAUUCAUGCCUUUACCCGAUGGCACUAAUAACGAUCUAAGCAUUAAUUCAAGUAGAUGUCAUCAGGGUGCUUCUUUCUAUGAUCCGACGACACAUCUCCCUACCACCAUAGACGAUAUUAUCAAGAGGAUGUCUGGUGUUGAAAGCUUGGGGAAUUCAAAAUCGUCCGUAUUUAGUUGUGGAGUUACUGGAGAGAAUAAAGGAAUCAGAAAUUAUGGCUAUGGUGGUAAAAAGAGAAAGAAAAACAUCAAAGCUGAAGCGGAGAAACCACGAGAAGUUGUUCAUGUUAGAGCAAGGAGAGGUGAAGCUACUGAUAGUCAUAGUUUGGCUGAAAGGAUGAGAAGGGAGAAAAUAAACCAAAAGCUACGAUGUUUGCAAGAACUAGUUCCAGGUUGUUAUAAGACAAUGGGAAUGUCAGUAAUGUUGGACGUAACAAUUAGUUAUAUCCGAUCUUUGCAGAAUCAGAUAGAGUUUCUGUCAAUGAAGCUCUCAGCGGCAAGCAUGUUUUAUGACUUCAACUCCGCUGAAAUGGAGGCUUUGGAUACAAUGAAGGGAGUAAAUGGAUAUGAAGCACAAGUUAUGGACAGGAUGGGUGGAGAAGGGUAUGGAGAUCUUGCACAAUUUCAAUCAAUAUGGCCACUAUGAACUCCAUGCAUCUCUUUGAAUCGAUACGA
Messenger RNA from Lactuca saligna, 981 nucleotides. Lineage: Eukaryota; Viridiplantae; Streptophyta; Magnoliopsida; Asterales; Asteraceae. The record is from the annotation of a GenBank genome assembly.